Molecule: messenger RNA, 1068 nt
Organism: Penicillium longicatenatum
Lineage: Eukaryota; Fungi; Ascomycota; Eurotiomycetes; Eurotiales; Aspergillaceae
Product: bZIP transcription factor
Exons: 1
Coding region: 1-1068 (355 amino acids)
Biological process (GO): regulation of DNA-templated transcription
Molecular function (GO): DNA-binding transcription factor activity
Source: RefSeq, a predicted model, not a curated record
AUGUCGGACUUGUCGUCAGCAGAGCGCAAGCGCAUACGUGACAGACGCUCCCAGAAGAAUCUCCGCGCAAAAAAGGAGAACUACACAGCUCAGUUAGAGGCUCAGGUAGCUCACUGCGAACAACAUCACACCGAUCAAGGCGUCCAACAGCUUCUUGGAAUUAUCAAAUCCCUCCGCAAUCAGAAUGAGAUCCUUGUGGCGCGCCAAAAGACGUUAAAGUCGAUGGUCAACUCAUGGGAUGACAGAAUUGAAGACACGGGAGCAUACAAUGUGUGGAUGACCCAAGGCGUGAAUGAUAAAGCCUUCGAGCCCAGCGUUCCUCCGAAUCAAUACAACCCGUCUGCUUCCACGCCCCAGAGCGUGGAAGAGUAUUCGCCUGAUGUGAAAACAUCGUCAAUACCAAUAAGCUCACCAUCGCUACCAUGUUCGGCCCGUCCGCAAUGGAACCGACUCCCGCUCUACGCUGACGACUUUUCCAAUCUCAAGACCGUCUCUUGUCCGUGGUUCUUCCAUAUGGAACAAAUCAUGGAUUGCCCUGAUACACCUGCCUCACCAUUAGAAAUCCUCUACGGCAGCAAAACCAACCCACUAGCAAACAUGAUCCACAAAGCGCUAGAAAGACGUCCAAUUCGUGAACCAGAGAGGUUAGCCAUGGGCUGGGUAGCGUACCAUUUUUCCAGAUGGAUCCUCGCACCCAGUCCAAAGACCUUCGCAUCCCUUCCUUCUAACCUCAACCCCGUUGAAGAACAGUUCCAGAUCAAGCACCCUCUUGCGUUGAGCUGUAUCCCCUGGCCGAAAGUCAGAUCCAACAUGAUCCGGCAAUGGCUGCUUUAUGACAAUGACCGCGAGGGGUUGUUUGGCAUGCUCGCAUGCUGUAUUAAAAUCCGAUGGCCAUGGGGCGUGAAGAUUCUCGAGCGCGAUGAAAAUGAUGAGCUUUGUAUCAAGCCUGCUUUCUAUGAUAUAUUCAUGAGUGAGGAGGGGUGGGGUAUUACACCGGAAUUUCUGAGCAAGUAUCCGAGUCUGACGGAUGGAGUCGAUCUCAAUUCGCUUGUUUUUAACAUGACUUGA